This is a messenger RNA of Metopolophium dirhodum (rose-grain aphid), 3616 nucleotides long. RefSeq names its product gamma-tubulin complex component 6-like. The coding region runs from base 463 to 3297 and encodes 944 amino acids. The record is from RefSeq and is a predicted model, not a curated record. NCBI's taxonomy places the organism in Eukaryota, Metazoa, Arthropoda, Insecta, Hemiptera, Aphididae. Gene Ontology annotation, molecular function: gamma-tubulin binding; microtubule minus-end binding. Gene Ontology annotation, cellular component: centrosome; equatorial microtubule organizing center; gamma-tubulin complex. Gene Ontology annotation, biological process: microtubule nucleation; cytoplasmic microtubule organization; spindle assembly. The transcript is spliced from 18 exons.
AACGUAAUAUCAAAAGUUAAACUGUCAAUGUAGUCAUACAAAACUUUUGAAAUUUUGAAUAUCAGAAUAUGUACGAAGAUAAUGACACUUAAUAGUUAAAGUAAGGCUCUGUAUACCUUAUAGUGCCCUAGUUAGUUAAGUUAGCUACUAAAGUUUAGAAUCUCAGUAAAUACCAAAUAAGUUAAGAGUGUUGUAGCUUAGUAUUUUCUUGGUGCAUUAAGUAUUGUUUAACUUCACUACUUCCAGAUUCUAAUAUUCAAAUUGUAUGGAAUACAAAUUAAGUUUUUCAUCAAAAUUUUAAGCAAGCUGUCUUAUGGAUUUCUCUAGUGUUGAAUAUUAUAUUAUUUUGUGUGUGCUAAUUGUUCCAGUCUAUUAUUUUUUUCAACUUUGGGCAUGGCUAGGAUGGGAAUUGUUUAAGAAUAAUUAAUCAUCAAAAAUAAAACAAAAUAAUAAUCAAACACAAUGUCUACUACAUGCAGUUCAAGAAUUCUAAAUAUUUUAAAUGAAGAAAAAGAAAAUUCAAGUUUAUUUGAAAAAGAAAAUUCUGUGUAUCCUGUUUAUAACCGAUCAGAUGUUGUAGACAGAGAAAAAAAUAUCCCAAACAUAUUUAUUACACCAGAAUGUAAUCAAUUGGAUUGUGUUUUGUACCCAUCGAGUUUAACAAAAAGAGAAAAAGCCAUUCCCGAUAUAUUUGAUUUCAAUGCAUUUCAAGCGAGUUCUACAAAUACUUUCAAUAAUACAGAUAAAUUAUUUGAUUAUCCUAAUUUAUUUACCUUGGACAAGAUAUAUUCAGAACCAUGUGGUUACAAAAAUAAUAUCUGGGAAAAAUAUGGUAAUUAUACAAGUGUAUUUAGUCUAUCAGAUAUUCAGCACACUGAUUGUGCACAACAUUUAGAGAUUAAUAAUAGGGACCAUGCAAAAAAAGAACAAAUAUAUAAAGAUGAUACAUUUUCACUUGAAUCCAAGGAGACAUUUAUUAGCACCAAUAUAUCAGAAGUAAAUGAAUCAAAUACAACUGAACAAUUUUCUAUCCCAGGAGAAGAAAAGAUUAGUUCUGCUCUAUGUUUUUGGUAUAUUGCCACGGGAAUAAAUGUGAGAGAUCAUAACUUAAAAACAUAUUUUCCUCAAAGAGAAAUUAGUGGCAUAUGUAUCAUGCAAGAUAUUAAACUAAUGUUGAUCAAUAUGGGCACAACUUAUUUUCUUGUAGAUAAAGAAACACUUAUGUACAAACGGAAUGGAAACAUUAGUAUUAGUGGCUUAACACCAGAAAUGUUUGAGUCUGCUACUGAUCCAAUUUUGGAGUGUUCUAAUUUAUACAAAAUUAUCAGUAGCACAAUAACUAAAUGGAAGGAAAUAUGUGACAAUAGUAUUGUUCAAGCAUUCAUAUUUUCUGUAUCUAAUAUAUUGGAUGAUUAUGAACGAUCAAUUUAUGCCGUAUCAAACGAAUCUUUGUUGUCACUUGUUGGUCGUUUAUCUUUUAUAGCUCCUCGCUUACAGUUGUUAGCGAAUAUAUGUUGUAUAAAAACACAUGGCUGCAUGGUCAUUCCAGAUCGUAUACCUUGUGGUAUCGCAUUGUUGAACAAAAUUCAUGAUUAUUUGUUUGAAUAUCGAUUCCCGAGUGAUUUAUUUCUGAAGAUGUUGUUGUACAUUUUUGAAUCAUGCUGCUUAGCUUAUUUCAAAUUAUUAUCAAAUUGGGCAUUAAAAGGUGUGUUAAAUAAUGAAGAAACUGGCAUGUUUAUUAAAGUAAAACCAGAUAUUGACGAUGAAGAUUUUGAUAGCCGUAUAAAUUGGAAUCGUUUUAUAAUAGAUGAGAAUGUAGAAGUUCCAUUAUUUUUAAAUAAAUACAAACAUGAUAUCUUACAUUGUGGAAAAACUAUUAAUUUCUUCAAAAAAUUCAACGAUUUAAAUGUGUUUUUACCAAAUUUAACUUGUUGUUUCGAUGCUGUUGAUUCUCAGAAGACUUAUGAACAAUUUUCAACAUAUUUCAAGUAUGACCCUGGAAAAAAAAAUGUAAAUUGUGUAAAAAGAAUGUCAAACUGUUAUCUAUAUGAAUCAAUUGUUGGGUCUAAUUAUUCAAAAGACAAUACUGAUAGUUAUAGUAAUACAACUGAAAAUAUAACCAAUGUUACAGACAUUAAAAUAUAUUCUAACAACGAAAGUUAUGAAUUAUUUCAAAUACCUGAUUGGACUUCAGUUAAUAAUAUAUAUGACUUUAAUAAACCUUAUGGAUUUUUUGUGGAUCAUAACGAUUCAUUAACAUAUAAUGGAAAUAUUUUUGAUGUUGUUAACAUGAUAGACUAUGUACCUCAUUCAAUACUAAUACCUGCUCGCAUACAAAAGAGUGUUUGCGAUAAGCAAAUAUUGGACAUGUACUUUUCCCAAGAAAAUUUAAUGGAACAUCUAUAUUACUUAUCGCAGUGCUUCUUUUUAAUGAAUUGGUCGUUUUCAUCUAAACUGUGCAAGACACUAUUUGACGGUAUUGUGACCAACAGACAACAACCUACUAACAUCUUCAAUCCAGUCAAGUUAAAAUCUAUUGUAGAUGAUGCUAUUCAGGAUAGUUUUCCUAGACAUGAACUACAUAAUUUGACAUUAGAGAUGACUUUUAUCCCAGGCUUAAAUGGACUUAUUGACAUUUCAGAUGUGGAAUGUAUAGAAUUAAAUUAUUCACCUAAAUGGCCAAUGAACAUGAUUUUGUCAAACAAAAUAUUAUUGAAGUAUAGACGGAUAUUCUUGUUUGCCAAUAAACUAGAAUUUGUUUCAUGGAGUUUAUUAAAAGCAAGGGAAAUAUUGAAUGUAUAUAAAAAUGAUAAAGGAUUACAAUUAAGAAAGAUAAAUCUUUUUAAACAUUGGAUGAAUCAAUUUGUGUCAUCUAUUCAGCAGUAUUAUAAGCAAGUGGUAAUUAGCACAUGCUGGUCAGAAUUAAACGAAAACUUUGAAAAUGUAAAAAAUUAUGAUGAUUUAUUUACGUAUCACAAACAAUACAUGCAUAAAAUGAUAAAGCGGUGUUUCAUGAUUGUUGGUCUCAAAGAUAAACUUAUUAUGUUGAACAAAAUAUACAUAGAAAUAUUAGCUUAUUAUCAAGCAUUAGUGAGUGGUCAAUUUUACAUGAAAAAUACUGAAUGGUUACAUUCAGAGUUCUUCUGUAUGGAACAGUCUUUUUCUCGGUUUGUAAAGCUAAGAGAAAUGUUUUACACGAGUGUAUUGAAAACUGUGGAAACCCAGGGAAAUCAUUAUGUAGAACAAUUAGAGAGUUUAAUUACUAUACUUGGACCGUUAAAUAAUAAUUUUACAUGAGCAGUAAUGUUAAUAAACAACACUUAAGUAUAUUUUCAAAUUGUUAUUAAGUUACGAAUAUUAAAUGUUAUAUUUUUAAUACAGUUAAUGUACUCAAAGUUUUCUAGAAAAUAAGCUUCAGUAACUUUAGUUGAAAUGUUAUGUUAUUACAUGCACAAAAAUGUUAUACUGAAGACUCACUACUAUCAUGUUAACAUUGUUAACUAUCAUAUUGAUUAAUAUGUAAUUUAUUGUUAUUCUAGUACUAGUCUUUUGUUUUAUACUGUAUCAUAAAAUUAUAUAUAUUAACUUCCAUGAUUAAAUAUUAAUGUUUCGAUUA